Echinostoma caproni is the source of this 912-nucleotide messenger RNA. The record is from the annotation of a GenBank genome assembly. NCBI's taxonomy places the organism in Eukaryota, Metazoa, Platyhelminthes, Trematoda, Plagiorchiida, Echinostomatidae.
AUGAACAUAAAUAGAGCUGUCCUUCCCACCGUUCCUUGCCUUAUCCCCCAGCCAAAGCAAAGUGAAGAAGUUGCUUCUUUCGUUGGUCAAGAACCCGAGAAUCAGUUAAAGCCUUUAGCACCUCAAGAAGUUCAACCACCCGCCCUGUUGUCACCAGAUGUUGGCUGCGGAGUUUCUACUUCACAUCAAGGACUUCCUUUUGAAGCUCCGUUACCACCUUUGAGAAGCGCUAUUACGGCAGGCUCCACUGGAAAGACUUCGAAAGUCGGUCUUCGCUCUAGGUAUGUCCUGCCACCGGACGUUCAAACGAGUUGUCAGAAUUCAGCAAACCUAUUGCCUCAGACUGUUCCAGUCGAAAAACAGAAUUUACCUUCAAUCAGUUCUGAAGUGUUCCAACCGAAAAGUUCAAGUUUUUCGACACUUCCGAUCGAUCCGACUGGAUCAUCUGUUUCCAGUACUCCGGUAGAACUGUCAUCUACCUCAGCAUCCUCUUUUGCUCACCCUGCUUAUAAACCUGCUGAAGCCUACUGGUUCUACGCAACAAAUGUGGAUGGCAACAAAAUUUGGUGGCCCUUUUCGCGUCGUGAUUCAUAUCAACUUGAGACAGAAUCUUUUCGGUCACGACUCCCAAGCCCUUUAUCGGAGGAUCUGCUAGUUUCAGGCCUGGCAAAAUCAACGACAGUUCCUGUUGAGGGCGGUCGUUAUGACGUGGAUCUCACACAACGACAGCGCAAACUUCCCGACGAAUUACGCGUAUUACCGUUCUCUGAAACGACAUGUGAAUCUCUGGAGGCUCAGUACAAGAUUGCCAUGGAGAACGGACAUUGGGGUCAGCCGUUUGAACUACCCGCAGAGGAUCCUCGGGGUGGUUCAGAUCGUUUUAUUUUUCACAACCCACAGGCAAGUCAAUGA